Messenger RNA from Lates calcarifer (barramundi perch), 9499 nucleotides. It is a transcript of the gene scn1lab, whose product is annotated as sodium channel, voltage-gated, type I like, alpha b. Lineage: Eukaryota; Metazoa; Chordata; Actinopteri; Centropomidae. Bases 146 to 6208 code for a protein of 2020 amino acids. Gene Ontology annotation, cellular component: axon; plasma membrane; voltage-gated sodium channel complex. The record is from RefSeq and is a predicted model, not a curated record. Gene Ontology annotation, biological process: neuronal action potential; membrane depolarization during action potential; sodium ion transmembrane transport. Gene Ontology annotation, molecular function: voltage-gated sodium channel activity; protein binding. The transcript has 27 exons.
AAAUUGACAGGCUAUCCGCUUAAAUAAAGGAUUAUUCUUUCGGAUAUGGGAUCUACCUUCAAGGUCCCCACCUGCUGGGCACCGUAAUGGUGCUCCCUGCCCCAGCUGAGCCCCUCGCUGCCCUCUGAAGAAGCAGGAUGACAAGAUGGCACAGCUGCUUGUACCGCCCGGACCUGACAGCUUCCGCCCCUUCGUCCCCGAGUCGCUGGCCGCCAUCGAGAGGCGCAUCGCCGAGGAGGAGGCCCGGAGACCGCGGGCCGAGCGCCGCAGCGACAGCGAUGACGAAAAUGGGCCAAAGCCCAACAGUGACCUGGAGGCAGGGAAAUCUCUCCCCUUCAUUUAUGGGGACAUCCCUCCCCACCUGGUGUCCACCCCUCUGGAGGACUUGGACCCCUUCUACAGCAAUCAGAAGACCUUCAUAGUAUUGAAUCGCGGGAAGGCAAUCUUCCGUUUCAACGCCACUCCUGCCUUGUACCUCUUAAGCCCCUUCAACCCUCUAAGGAGGAUAGCUAUUAGAGUUUUAGUACACUCGAUGUUCAGCAUGUUGAUCAUGUUCACCAUCCUGACCAACUGUGCUUUCAUGACCCUCAGUAAUCCCCCGGAAUGGGCCAAGAAUGUAGAGUACACAUUCACAGGGAUUUACACCUUCGAGUCCCUUAUAAAAAUCCUGGCCAGGGGCUUCUGUGUGGGGAAGUUCUCUUUCCUCCGAGACCCAUGGAACUGGCUGGAUUUCAGUGUUAUCCUCAUGGCAUAUGUCACAGAGUUUGUGGACCUGGGCAAUGUCUCAGCACUGCGAACCUUCAGGGUUCUACGAGCCCUGAAAACUAUAUCAGUCAUCCCAGGCUUGAAGACCAUUGUCGGCGCACUGAUCCAGUCGGUCAAAAAGCUGUCGGACGUGAUGAUCCUCACUGUGUUUUGCCUGAGUGUGUUCGCCCUCAUCGGCCUGCAGCUCUUCAUGGGCAACCUGAGGCAGAAGUGCGUGCGUCUGCCAGUUGCCAGCAAUGCCACCGACAGCAGCAACAUCACCGCCGACGACAACAGCCUGAUGGACAUCAACAUCACUUUUGUGCAGAACACUACAACUAACUCCUUCAACUGGACAGAGUACAUCAGCGAUGAGAAUAAUUACUAUUACCUCCCUGGCCGUAGGGAUGCUCUGCUCUGUGGGAAUGGCAGUGGCGCUGGGCUGUGUCCAGAGGGCUUUUUAUGUAUCAAAGCAGGUCGUAAUCCAGAUUAUGGUUACACCAGCUUUGACACCUUCAGCUGGGCCUUUCUCUCUUUGUUCCGGCUCAUGACCCAGGACUACUGGGAAAACCUCUAUCAGCAGACUUUGCGUGCUGCAGGGAAACCCUACAUGAUCUUUUUCGUGCUGGUGAUCUUUCUGGGCUCCUUUUACUUGGUCAACUUGAUCUUGGCCGUGGUGGCCAUGGCUUACGACGAGCAGAACCAGGCGACCAUCGAGGAGGCUCAGCAGAAAGAGGAGGAGUUCCAGGCCAUGCUGGAGCAGCUGAAGAGACAGCAGGAGGAAGCACAGGUUGCCGCAGCAGCAGCCACGGAGAGCGGAGAGUACAGCGGGAGAGGGGGCCCCACCUCCGAGUCCUCCUCAGGGACGUCUAAGCUCAGCUCCAAAAGUGCCAAGGAGCGGCGCAACAGGCGGAAGAAGAGGAAACAGAGGGAGGAGGAGGAGGAGAGGGGGGGCCGCAAGUUCCACAAGUCUGAGUCUGAGGACAGCAUCAAAAGAUCCAGUUUCCGCUUCUCUAUUGAUGCCAAUCGGCUCUCUUAUGAGAAGAGAUGUUCCUCACCCAACCAGUCUCUCCUCAGUAUCCGUGGAUCCCUCCUCUCACCUCGGAGGAACAGCCGUGCCAGCCUAUUCAGCUUCCGUGGCAGAGCACGCGACAUGGGCUCUGAGAACGACUUCGCCGACGAUGAGCAUAGCACCUUCGAGGAGAGCGACAGUCGCCGGGGCUCCCUGUUCUUGCCACGCCGUCUCGAGCGCCGCUGCAGCGCUGUCAGCCAAACAAGCCUCGGGGCGCCGCGGAUCAUGCUGCCUGCCAACGGCAAGAUGCACUGCACUGUAGACUGCAAUGGUGUGGUGUCGCUGGUCGGUGGAACUUCUGUAACAACCUCCCCUGUAGGUCUCCUGCUGCCUGAGGGGACAACUACAGAUACUGAGCUGAAGAAACGCCGGUCAGGUUUUCACCAACCAUCCAUGGAUUAUUUAGAUGAACCAGGGGGGCGGCAGAGAGCCAUGAGUGUGGCCAGUAUCCUCACCAACACCAUGGAAGAGCUCGAAGAGUCGAGACAGAAGUGCCCCCCCUGCUGGUAUAGAUUUGCCAACACCUGUCUGAUCUGGGAUUGUUGUCCAGCAUGGCUGAAAAUCAAGGAAGUCGUCAACAUGGUGGUCAUGGACCCAUUUGUGGAUCUGGCUAUCACAAUUUGCAUCGUCCUCAACACCCUUUUCAUGGCCAUGGAGCAUUACCCCAUGACUAAAGAAUUCAAUACUGUCCUCUCAGUUGGAAACCUGGUGUUCACAGGCAUCUUCACAGCAGAGAUGUGUUUCAAGAUCAUCGCCCUGGAUCCAUACUACUACUUCCAGGAGGGCUGGAACAUUUUUGACGGCAUCAUUGUUAGUCUCAGUCUGAUGGAGCUUGGAUUGGCCAACGUAGAAGGCCUGUCUGUGCUCAGGUCCUUCAGAUUGCUGAGGGUCUUCAAACUGGCCAAGUCAUGGCCUACUUUGAACAUGCUGAUCAAGAUCAUCGGUAACUCAGUGGGGGCUCUGGGGAACUUGACUCUUGUGCUGGCCAUCAUUGUCUUCAUCUUCGCUGUGGUGGGCAUGCAGCUGUUUGGCAAGAGCUACAAGGAGUGUGUGUGUAAGAUUUCUGAUGACUGUCAGCUGCCCCGUUGGCACAUGCACGAUUUCUUCCACUCCUUCCUCAUCGUGUUCCGGGUGCUGUGCGGAGAGUGGAUCGAGACCAUGUGGGACUGCAUGGAGGUGGCAGGACAGACGAUGUGCCUGAUAGUCUUCAUGAUGGUCAUGGUCAUUGGCAACCUGGUGGUUCUAAACCUGUUCCUGGCUCUCCUCCUGAGUUCAUUCAGCGCUGACAACCUGGCAGCAACCGAUGAUGACAGCGAGAUGAACAACCUGCAGAUUGCUGUGGGCCGGAUCCAGCGGGGCAUCGCAUUCGUCAAAGCCACCGUUCGGCAGUUCCUCCAGAGCCUCUGCUUUGGCGGGGGCGGUAAGGGAUCCGGUCUGGCUGAGGAGAGCAAACCCUUGGACGAACUGCACAGCAAUGGCAAGGGCAACUGUAUCUCCAAUCACACUUCAGUGGAGAUCACCAAAGACCCUAGUGGGGUGUACAUGACGGAGGGCAAUGGACGGCCAGGAGGAGGGCUGGUGGUUGGGGUCGGGGCUGGCGGGGACACUACAGUGAAGUACCCCAUAGAGGAAUGUGACUACAUGUCAUUUAUUCAUAACCCCAGCCUGACAGUCACGGUGCCCAUUGCUGUGGGCGAGUCGGACUUUGAGAACCUUAACACAGAAGAUUUCAGCAGUGAUUCAUCAGAUGUAGAGGGCAGCAAAGAGAAGCUUGAUGCAGAGCCCCAGCCUCUGAGCUCAUCGGAGGGGAGCACAGUUGAUAUUCGCCCCCCAGGAGAUGGGGUUGACUCAGUGGAGCUCGAGCCAGAGGAGUCACUGGACCCAGAGGCCUGCUUCACAGAGGGCUGUGUGCGCAGGUUCCAGUGCUGCCAAGUCAAUGAGGAGGGCAGCAAUUAUAAGAGCUGGUGGACACUCAGGAAGACCUGCUUUAUCAUAGUAGAGCACAACUGGUUUGAAUCCUUCAUCAUAUUCAUGAUCCUGCUCAGCAGUGGAGCACUGGCAUUCGAGGACAUUUACAUUGAGCAGCGGAGGACCAUCAAAACAAUGCUGGAGUACGCAGACAAGGUCUUCACUUAUGUCUUCAUUCUGGAAAUGCUGUUGAAGUGGGUGGCAUACGGCUUCGUCAAGUACUUUACAAACGCCUGGUGCUGGCUCGACUUCCUCAUUGUAGAUGUGUCCCUGGUCAGCCUUGUAGCCAAUGCUCUGGGCUACUCUGAGCUUAGUGCUAUCAAAUCUCUGAGGACACUGCGAGCCCUCCGGCCCCUGAGGGCUCUGUCUCGGUUUGAGGGCAUGAGGGUUGUGGUGAACGCGCUGCUGGGGGCCAUCCCCUCCAUCAUGAACGUGCUGUUGGUCUGCCUCAUCUUCUGGCUCAUCUUCAGCAUCAUGGGCGUCAACCUGUUUGCAGGGAAGUACUAUUACUGUGUCAACACCACCACAGACGAGAUCUUCCCCAUCAGCAUCGUCAACAACAAGAGUGACUGCCUGAACUUGGUCAACGACAGCGCCCGCUGGAAGAAUGUCAAAAUCAACUUUGACAACGUCGGGGCCGGCUAUCUGGCUCUGCUGCAAGUGGCAACAUUUAAGGGCUGGAUGGACAUCAUGUAUGCAGCCGUGGAUUCUCGAGAUUUGGAAGACCAGCCGAAAUAUGAGGUGAACCUGUACAUGUACCUCUACUUUGUCAUCUUCAUCAUCUUUGGCUCCUUCUUCACCCUCAACCUGUUCAUUGGUGUCAUCAUCGACAACUUCAACCAGCAGAAGAAAAAGUUUGGAGGUCAGGACAUCUUCAUGACAGAAGAACAGAAGAAAUACUACAAUGCCAUGAAGAAGCUGGGUUCCAAGAAACCACAAAAACCUAUACCUCGGCCAACAAAUGCAUUUCAAGGCUGCGUGUUUGACUGCAUCACAAAGCAGGCUUUUGACAUCGUGAUCAUGAUCCUCAUCUGCCUUAACAUGGUGACCAUGAUGGUGGAGACAGACGACCAGACGCCAGAGAUGGACAAAAUCCUUUACUGGAUCAACCUGGUCUUCAUUGUGCUCUUCACUGGGGAGUGUGUGCUCAAGAUGAUCUCCCUGCGUCACUAUUACUUCACCAUUGGCUGGAAUAUAUUUGACUUUGUGGUGGUGAUCCUUUCCAUCGUAGGUAUGUUUCUAUCUGAAGUUAUCGAGAAAUACUUUGUGUCCCCAACCCUGUUCCGAGUGAUCCGUCUGGCCAGGAUAGGCCGCAUCCUCCGUCUUAUCAAAGGUGCCAAGGGCAUCCGGACGCUUCUCUUUGCCUUGAUGAUGUCACUUCCUGCCCUUUUCAACAUUGGCCUCCUCCUCUUUCUGGUCAUGUUCAUAUACGCCAUCUUUGGCAUGUCCAACUUUGCCUACGUCAAACGUGAGGCAGGAAUCGAUGACAUGUUCAAUUUUGAGACCUUUGGGAACAGUAUGAUCUGUUUGUUUCAGAUUACCACCUCAGCUGGGUGGGACGGCCUGCUGGCACCCAUACUGAACAAGAGGGAGCCUGACUGUGACAGCCAGAUGGAGCACCCAGGCAACUCCUACAAAGGCAACUGUGGCAACCCGUCAGUGGGCAUCUUCUUCUUUGUCAGCUACAUCAUCAUCUGCUUCCUCAUUGUGGUCAACAUGUACAUUGCCGUUAUCCUGGAGAACUUCAGCGUGGCUACUGAGGAGAGCGCUGAGCCACUGAGUGAGGAUGACUUUGAGAUGUUCUAUGAAGUGUGGGAGCGUUUUGAUCCAGACGCCACUCAGUUCAUGGAGUACAGCAAGCUUUCUGACUUUGCAGAUGCUCUAGACCCACCGCUGCGGAUGCCCAAGCCUAAUAUGAUCCAGCUCAUCUCCAUGGACCUGCCCAUGGUGAGUGGCGAGCGCAUCCACUGCCUUGACAUCCUGUUUGCCUUCACCAAGCGAGUGUUGGGCGAAGGCGGCGAGAUGGACGUGUUACGCGGGCAGAUGGAGGAGCGCUUCAUGGCCUCUAACCCCUCUAAGGUGUCUUACGAGCCCAUCACCACCACCCUCCGCCGCAAACAAGAGGACAUGUCGGCCAUAGUCAUUCAGAGGGCCUUCCGCCGCUACAUGAUCCGUCUGGCCAUGAAGAAGGCCUCCGCCCUCUACAAGGAGCAGCUGAAGGAGGGUAUCCGCGACCCUGACAAGGACGUGAUGGUCAUCAGCAAAUUCAAUGAGAACUCCACCUCAGACAAAACGGACAUGACUCCCUCUACAGCCUCCCCACCCUCCUACAAUAGUGUGACGAAAUCAGACAAGGACAAAUAUGAGAAAGAAAACAGAGAAAAAGAAAACAAAGUGAAGGACUUGAAAGACCGAAAGAAAUAGACUUUUUAAAAAGGAACAAAAAAACAAAAUGCAUCAGAGACAUGAGGGAAAUUUGUUUACAGCUUCUAAGGGGGGUAGAUAGAUGUACGCUUGUGUGCUGAUUAAGAGUUGAGGAAUACUAUGCCAGGUAGGCCUAAAAUCAGAGUGCGGUUAUGGCAUUGAUGAAUACAUGGGGUCUUCUGAGUGGGAAGAUGUGGAAACAAAUUAUCCAGCAGACACUGCCAGAGAUUGAUUGGAAAAUGAAAAAGCCUCUCUGCAAAACGCUUGUGAUUUUCCUAUUGGUUGUUGUUACUAUCUGACACACUUGAGUGUACUGUUAAGUUGUCUGUAGCUAGUGCUGCUGCUACUACUAUAAAUCCAGUGUCUUGAAUUUAACAAUCGCUGUAUCACUUAACAAGUACUCUGCAGUUUUGUUUUUGUUUUUAUUUUUUGUUGUUGUUGUUCAUUUCUUUUCGUUACGAGGUUUCUUUUUUUAUGAGGAAGAAUGUUUUCUACUUUUUGUGUCAUUAUCGUGAGAAUGUGUCCACUGCUUUCACUGUUGUAAAAUCACCAAGGGCAGACAAAGUCAAUGCUGGAAACUACAACAACCAUCUGAAACUCGUACAGUGCAGGGUCAGUGCCAGAAUGCUCUUGGUUCAUACAGUAUACAAAGCUGAGACAACAAACAUACCACUGAUGUACAAUGGACAAGUACAUUGUAUUCACUGGUGUGCCAUCAGUGAUUGUUCAGAUCUGUAUUGUGCUUCUAUCCACACUGCCAUCUCCCCAUUUCAAUAGAAACUACAAGUCUCUAAAUACAGAGAAGCUGAAUGUAUGCAAGCUGAAGGAAUGAGAUACAUUAAAAGGAAUUGUUUGACAUUUUGGGAAAUAUGCACAAUUGCUUUUUUGCUGAGAGUUCCAUGAGAAGAUUGAUAUCUCUCUCAUGCCUGGAGACCGUUAGCUUAACUGAGAGUGAAGGCUAGAGACAAAAGGGAAAACAGCUAGCCUGACUCAUUCCAGAGCGCAGCAAUAAAGCUGCUAGCCCCUGUUAGGGAUGUGUUACAGUUACUCAACUAAACAAGUGACAUGAGUCAGCACCGGAAAUACUAGUCGGUUAAAUUAGUUAUUGAUAUUUUAUUCAUGUACAAUGCUGUUGUUGUAUGUACAAAACUGUCUAAAAUGUUACGCAGCCACAAGCCAGCACUAUUGCAUGGAUGUUGUAAACCAGCAAGGUGGACACUGGGACAGAUGGCAUGUCCUCAAACCACUGCAGUUGGGCAAUAUCUUGAUCUAGAGAAUGAAAGUAAGCUGUGUAGGCUGUGUCCAGAAUAAACUGGCAUAUAGCCACUUGACCGGAGCAAUGCGUAAUGCUAAUGCUAGCCACAUUUAGCAGACUAAUGCACAAUGCAAAGUGCCACACAUUUCAGUGGCAUUUAAAAUCCAAUUUGGUCAUUUAAGAAUGUGACUAAUGUUCUCAAGCAGCUCUUUUUUUCGGACAAUGUUUAAUCUUAUCGAUUAAAUUGUGCUCAAUUUUGACGGCUUCCUGAGUGUUUUCUUACAUCUAGACAAGGUAACCAGGGUAGCCAGUACAAAUACCAUUGUUGUGUAAAUGUAAUUAAUUAAUUAAAAUCUUCAACUCUUCCAUUCCAUAUGCUAUUUAAUACAUUUGUGGUAAUGUUAGCUUACCAUGAAAGUGUUAGCAGUAGCUUAAUCACAUUGGCUUAUCUGCUUGAUAAGGUCUGUGGACACAUGCAUCCUGUCAUUGCUGCAUAGUUCCAUGUAAACACUCGCAUACUGAUAAGCUUUGUACAGAGUCAAGCUAAUUUUUUCCCUAUUUCCAGCUAACCGCUUCACCUGUACCUGGCACACACAUUGUAGCUCCUUAAGGAGUAUUUCUUAACACCAGCUAAAUUCCAAUGUUAAUAAGAUGAUAGAUUUCAGUCUUUGAUUCAUGAGCUGUUUUUAGUCAAGCUUUGUUAAACGUGUUAUAAAAUAGAUUCUAUUCUGCUAAGCUAAGCGACUCCAGGCUGUUGCUCCAGGGUUAGCCAAUGAAUACUCAUGAGAAUGGUAUCAGUCGUCUCAGCUCACUCUUGACAACAAGGUUAAUAAGAAUAUUUCCCAAAAUGUCAAAAUUUCCUUAAGGUGACACUUCAAAUCUACUCGUUCAUCUGCUGUCGUAUUGCUGUGUCUCUUCUAAUGCAUUCGUUGUCCUCAACUCUAUCCUCUAUCCCUCCUCUUCCUCACAUUUCCCAGAGCUCUUGUAAAGAAAAUAUCUUAAGUAAUGAAAUAUACUGAAAAGAAAAUGUCAGUCUUUCUAACUGCUCUUACACUAGAACAUGACAAUAUAUCACAUUUAAAGGUUAAAAUAUCACAAAUGUUUUUAUGACAUUCAUGUUGUUCUCGGAUUAAAUUGAGAAGCGAGUGGUUUUAAUGUAGUGGUUUGGUUUGUAAAUAAUAUAGCUGUUUGGGCCCACAGUAUGCAUCACACUUACAUUUGAUGUAAGAGCACUUUUUAUCCCCACUGCUAUGUAAUACCACGUGUGGCCGUCAUACAUGUAAGUGUGUGUGAGAGAGGGAGUCUGAGUGUGUCUGUAUUUGUACGUCUAUGUGCGUAUUUGUAAGAAAGGGAGACUGUGAGAAUGUAAGCAUCUCUCUUUAUGUGAGCGAGUGUGUGUUCGUGUGCAACUGGGGUCUGCGGGUUGCUUAUGUUCUACUGAUAUAAAUAACAUUUUUACUGUAGAUAUGAGUCCAUUUUUCCAGUCCUCAGAUUUGAUUUACAUUUUUUCUAGAACUGUUCUUUUCCUUUCUGCACUGUAACACAUGAUGAAACACAUGUAUGGUCCCCAUAUCUGUAGAUACAAACCAUGAAGCAAUCAGUAGCCAUCUCUCAUUGCGCUUGUAGUGUUUUAGUGAACUGCAUGCAAGAAGUGACUACUGUCCGCUCAUAUGGUAAUAUAAUUUCAAAGCCAAAAGAAUAAAAGACAUAUUUUUUGUAAGUGCUUGUUUAUUUUCUCCAUUUCCUUUCCAGCCUUUUCUUUGUUCAGUGACUCAACAGGUUGGUUUUUUUUUUUUUUUUUUUUCUGUGAGUGACAUCUGCUCUUUGGUCUGUGAUCUGAAGCUGAAGUAUGAUUGCUUGACAUGGCGGGAACUUUGGUUGAACAGGAUCAUUCAUGUGGUUCAAGUACAUGUUACACUUAACUAUGUAUCAAUUUGCAAAAUGUGACAAGUGACAUUUUUUUUGUUAUAACCAAAGAUGUGGCAACAAAACACAAAAUCUAGAUUUCCAAAAUAAAACCUAUUUUGGGAAGCGUA